This is a messenger RNA of Symbiodinium necroappetens, 1485 nucleotides long. The record is from the annotation of a GenBank genome assembly. Lineage: Eukaryota; Dinophyceae; Suessiales; Symbiodiniaceae.
GCUACACACACGGAGGACCGAAAGGACAUCACAGCGAAUGGGACUCGAAAAUUUUCAACUAUCUGAAGUACGAGGUGCUUCGUUUCCUUCUGUCCAAUGUGAAGUGGUGGCUGGAGGAGUACAAGUUCGACGGCUUCCGCUUUGAUGGGAUCACCUCCAUGCUCUACCACUCUCAUGGCAUUGGCAAGGGAUACACCGGCGGGUACCAUGAGUACUUCGGACCAGACGCCGACAUUGACAGUCACAUCUACCUCAUGUUGUCGAACGACCUGAUCCACACCGUGGUGCCAUCCGCUGUCACGGUUGCAGAGGAUGUCAGCGGCAUGCCUACCAUCGGCCUUCCGGUGGAAUAUGGUGGUUUCGGCUUCGACUACCGCCUUGCCAUGGCCAUCCCAGAUAUGUUCAUCAAGCUGCUGAAGGAAGUCGGUGAUGAUGGAUGGGACAUGGGGCACAUCUGCUACACGCUGACAAACCGGCGACACCUGGAGAAGGUGGUCGCCUACGCCGAGUCCCACGACCAAGCCAUUGUUGGUGACAAGACCAUUGCAUUCUGGCUCAUGGAUGCUGCAAUGUACACGGACAUGAGCAUCUUUCAGAAUCCGCACCACACCAUGGCGGUGGAUCGGGGCCUGGCACUGCACAAGAUGAUCCGCCUUCUUGUGCAAGGUCUUGGAGGUGAGGGCUACCUCAAUUUCAUGGGAAACGAGUUCGGCCACCCAGAGUGGGUCGACUUCCCCCGCCCUGAGAACGGCUGGAGCCACCACCACUGCAGGCGCCGCUUUGACCUGCCGGAGGACGACCUGCUUCGGUACAAGUUCUUCCAGAACUUCGAUGAACUGAUGAAUGCGCUUGAGAACCGCUUCCAGUUCUUAUCUUCAGGGCAUCAGUACGUCACCCUGAAGCACAGUGAGGACAAGCUGAUUGUCUUUGAGCGAGGAGACUUGCUGUUCAUUUUCAACUUCCACCCAUGCAACAGCUACGAUGGCUACCAGCUCGGCUGCUGCUGGAAUGAACCUAUGCGAACUGUCUUGGACACUGAUGAGGGCCGCUUUGGAGGACACCAGCGCCUCGAGUACGGACACGCAAAUCCCUUCCCCCCGAUGCACGGCAUGCACAGCCGCAAUCACUCGGUGAAGCUGUACGUCCCAUCAAGAACCGCACAGGUCUUGGUGCGAGACAGCCUGGUGCAAGGUGGUGUCAAGAUCUAUGUUGAUGCGUCAUUCCUUGAAGCCAACUGCUUGGACAGUCCCGCCGGCAUGCAAAUCGCGCUCCAGGUAUGGAAGGACGGCAAGGAGGAGACGAUGGACUUCGCGUUCAACUCCGAGGGCUGCGUAGAGCUGGCUCUCGACUUCGCCGCCACCUUCCAGGUUCUCCGUGCGGACGGCGAGGAGCUUCCUUGCAAGGCGUCCAAGGAUGGCUUCUACCGAGUUUAUUUCCCUGGUGACUACGCCGUGGCUGGCCUCGGCUACAUCAAGAACGGCAAAG